GUGUUAGCAGCCGCCAUGUUAACACGCAAGUAUGGUGGGCGGAGCUCUGCAGAAGACAAAUGGAUCCUGCUGUGGCUCUUCUAUGAUGUCAUUGUCCACCUGACGUUGGAAGGUCCAUUUGUUUACCUCUCUCUGGUUGGGACGGUGAAGACGUCUGAAGGUCCUCUUGCUGAGCUCUUCAGCGGUGAGGAGGAGGAGCGGUGUCCUGUGAGGAGGAGUUUGUCUCCGGGUAUAAAGCUGUCUCCUCCGACCUCCUCCCUCCUUCUUCUUCCUCCUCCCCGCCGGUUCUUCUUCUUCUUCUUCAUCGUCAUCAUCAUCAUCAUCAUGGGCUUCGGUGAUCUGAAAUCCGCCUCCGGCCUCAAAGUGCUCAAUGACUUCCUGUCGGAGCGCAGCUACAUAGAGGGGUACGUCCCCUCUCAGGCCGACGUGGCGGUCUUCGAUGCGAUCUCGUCCUCGCCCUCCGCCGACCUGUGCCACGUCCUGCGCUGGUACAACCACAUAAAGUCCUACCAGAGCCAGAAGAACAGUCUUCCAGGUGUGAAGAAACCUCUGGGUCAGUACGGUCCUGCGGGUGUAGCCGACACCACCUCUGGCUCCGCCCCCGCCGCCUCAAAGGACGACGACGAUGAUGACAUCGACCUUUUCGGCUCCGAUGACGAGGAAGACGCAGAGGCAGCCAGGCUGAAGGAGGAGCGUCUGGCAGAGUACGCCGCCAAGAAGUCCAAGAAGCCCACCCUCAUCGCCAAAUCUUCGAUCCUAUUGGACGUGAAGCCGUGGGACGAUGAGACGGACAUGGCCAAGCUGGAGGAGUGUGUGCGCAGUAUUCAGAUGGACGGACUGGUCUGGGGACAGUCCAAACUGGUCCCGGUGGGUUAUGGCAUCAAGAAGCUGCAGAUCGGCUGCGUGGUUGAAGACGACAAAGUGGGCACAGACAUCCUGGAGGAACACAUCACAGCGUUUGAGGAUUUUGUUCAGUCGAUGGACGUCGCUGCUUUCAACAAGAUCUAAAACCAACAAGCAAGAGUAAAUAAAAAAAGCACUUGAACAGAAGAA
Dicentrarchus labrax (European seabass) is the source of this 1053-nucleotide messenger RNA. RefSeq names its product eukaryotic translation elongation factor 1 beta 2 (gene eef1b2). The transcript is spliced from 9 exons. The record is from RefSeq and is a predicted model, not a curated record. Gene Ontology annotation, biological process: translational elongation. Gene Ontology annotation, cellular component: cytosol; eukaryotic translation elongation factor 1 complex. Gene Ontology annotation, molecular function: guanyl-nucleotide exchange factor activity; translation elongation factor activity. Bases 16 to 1008 code for a protein of 330 amino acids. NCBI's taxonomy places the organism in Eukaryota, Metazoa, Chordata, Actinopteri, Moronidae.